AUGUCGGACUCCUACUUGAACCCAACGCCUCUGCAGAGCCAGCACGCGAACGAGAACCUUGGCCGCGACUUGACGCCUUUGCAAGCCCGGAAGAGACGGCUCCUCCGCACGACAACCGGAACUGACCGGCAGCCUCUGAAGCGAAGGCGAGUGACGGAGACACACCAAACGAGUUUAGAGCACCCGGAGCAGAUACAGACGAGUUUAGAGCACCCGGAACCCAGAUUUCCCGGUAGACCCGUCUCGUUCCCCCGGGACUUCCCCGAACCCCGUCACGACCUGCCAGCACGCGUUUCCGAGUGGCUGGAGACGAUUCCCGAGGCACGCCCCCAGUCGGAUAGCCAUCAUUCCCAUUCAGCCGCUCUGUCCGAGAUGGGCAACGCACCGGAUGCUGGUGACCUGGCAAACCUGGCGUCGGUUGGGACUACGGGCCCUUCUGGUAAAACUACCAAAUCAUCGUCAUCAUCUCUUGUCAAAGACCCAUUGUAUCGAGACGUCAACUUGGCCACGAACCACGUGUUCGUGCGCCCCCGUCGCGGCCCGAGGCCAGAAUUCGUCACCGGCCUGGUUGACAGGGUUAAUCAGCGCCGAGACUCUGAGGGCCCUUUAGAUGAUGAGAUCUUGCAAGAUGGACAUCUGGAGGACCUUUUAUGGGGCCCAACGGAAGCGGAAGUGCAACAAUAUGCGAUGAAGCACUUUUUCCCUACCACCGAGUCGUCCGACACACUCAGGUGCGACUGCAGACUGCCCAUGGCCAGACGCGUUGUUCCGGGUUCGGACUCGGAAUUCAGAGUCAGCAUUCCAGUGCCUGACGUGCUCUACGGGUACAAUCUCCGAGCGGCAUUCCCUAGGCAACAAGCCCAGCUGAACUCCUUGGAGGCCCAGGUGGUCGCCAAUAGCAAGGGUUUGGCGUUCCCGUUCUUGGUGGUCGAGUUCAAGGGUGGAGCGGGCAACUUCUGGGUCGCCGACAACCAGUGUCUCGGCGCAACAGCGUCCUGCGUCGAGAUGGCGGAAAUCCUGCGUCGCAAGUCAAAGAACUGCGGCAAUGGUGAGGCCCAGCCGCUCAACACCACCGCAUUCAGCAUCUGCAUGAACGGCUCGGAGGCGCGCCUCAACGUCUCGUGGAAGCACGACGAGGUGGACUACUACACGGCGCACGUCAAGAGUUUCUUGAUCCAGGAACCAGAGCAUUUUCGCGAGUUCCUCAAGGUAGUCCGGAACAUCAUUGACUGGGGCAACGGCGACCGGCUAAAGCAAAUCCAGGCCUCGCUGGACAGCCUUCCGGAAAGCGGCGAGCAGCAGGCGAAGCCGCAUCAGUCAUUACCCGAUCGUUCCGCGGCCAGCAGUGGUACAAGGCGCCGACCUAACCGCGCAAAAGCGGUGGGGGAUUUGCCAGAAACCAUGGCAGAAGCGGACGAGGACUCGCCAGAGGACGAGGAGGACUCGCCAGAGGAGGAGGAGGCUUUGCCAGAGGAGGAGGAGGCUUCGCCAGAAGAGGAGGAGGCUUCGCCAGAGACCAUCGCCCCAGAUGCCCCCACCACGCCUACCUUACGUAGGUCCCUGCGGUUCAAGUCCCUGCGCUCUACCGCCCAAAACACCGAUUCCCAGUCUUGAAUAAGCCGAGGACAGGCCGUUGACAUCGUGGUUCGUUUUCCCUCUGCGUAUAAUGACCAAACUUGGAGGUGAGCCG
Messenger RNA from Gaeumannomyces tritici R3-111a-1, 1690 nucleotides. RefSeq lists its product as hypothetical. Bases 1 to 1614 code for a protein of 537 amino acids. The record is from RefSeq and is a predicted model, not a curated record. NCBI's taxonomy places the organism in Eukaryota, Fungi, Ascomycota, Sordariomycetes, Magnaporthales, Magnaporthaceae. The transcript has 3 exons.